Nestor notabilis (Kea) is the source of this 336-nucleotide messenger RNA. Its product is annotated as guanine nucleotide-binding protein G(o) subunit alpha-like. The record is from RefSeq and is a predicted model, not a curated record. Lineage: Eukaryota; Metazoa; Chordata; Aves; Psittaciformes; Psittacidae. Gene Ontology annotation, cellular component: heterotrimeric G-protein complex. Gene Ontology annotation, biological process: adenylate cyclase-modulating G protein-coupled receptor signaling pathway; G protein-coupled dopamine receptor signaling pathway. Gene Ontology annotation, molecular function: GTPase activity; mu-type opioid receptor binding; G-protein beta/gamma-subunit complex binding. The transcript is spliced from 2 exons. Bases 1 to 336 code for a protein of 111 amino acids.
AUGCACGAAUCUCUCAUGCUCUUCGACUCCAUCUGUAACAACAAAUUCUUCAUUGAUACCUCCAUCAUUCUCUUCCUCAACAAGAAAGACCUAUUUGCUGAGAAGAUCAAGAAAUCACCUCUGACCAUCUGCUUCCCUGAAUACACAGGUCCCAACACCUACGAGGACGCGGCCGCCUAUAUCCAAGCACAGUUUGAAAGCAAAAACCGCUCCCCCAACAAGGAGAUUUACUGCCACAUGACGUGUGCCACAGACACGAACAACAUCCAGGUGGUAUUUGACGCUGUCACCGACAUCAUCAUUGCCAACAACCUGCGGGGCUGCGGCUUGUACUGA